AUCGUAGAGGAGACUGCAGAUCACCCUCGAAAGCCUUCGAUAAAACACAAAGAUAAUGCAGAUCAUAGUAGAGGGGAACUCUUAUCUGAGAAGAUCAAUCAGACACCUGGGAUAUGGUAGUGAAUCUGGAACUCAACCAGAAACUUUCUCUCUCUCUCUCGUGAGAGGAAGAUGGAUAGCAUAUUAGCAUUCCGUUCCAUUCGCUUGGAUUAGAUCACGCCGAUUAGCAGCAAAUUAAGUAGACAAAUCUCUUUCCAACCUACUCCGUACGUGUUUGACUUUCGCGCAGCGCCACCACCACCACCACCCGGCCGCCUAUAUAUGCCGCCAAACCAGACGGCCACCACCCCAAAGCAGUAAACUCCGCUACAGCACGCACCACACACACCACCCAAACCGCCAAGAAACGCAGUAGAUCGCCGGAGAUGGGCGCGAGCCUCCUGCAGGCGGUGGCGGCGCUGAUGAGCACGUGCACGCGCCGGCUGCAGCGGGCGGCGAGGAGGAUGGGCGGCAAGCCGGGCGCCGUGGCGCCGUGGAGGAAGGCCUUCUCGCUGCCGACGGGCAAGGGGAAGGCGGCGGCGGAGGAGGAGGAGGGCGGGCUGUGGAGGAAGGAGAUACUCAUGGGGGAGCGGUGCCAGCCGCUGGAGUUCUCCGGUGUCAUCUACUACGACGCCGACGGGCACCGCCUCACGCAGCCGCCCCGGUCGCCCAUGCGCAGCCCGCUCCCGGCGUCCUUCAAGCUCGCCGCCAACGCCGGCGUCUACUAGCUGGCGUCCAUGCGGAGACGGUCGUCCUCCUCGUCUAGGCUAUAGUCCUCUUCCUCCCUUGGGCCACGGCCUGAGCCGAGCGGAGCGAAAAGAUGGCUAAAGCUUGCUCUGUUUUUUGUCCGGUGAGAGAGGCAGAGCGCGUGCGUGGCCGAGUAUUCGUGUAUAUGUUGGUUUUUCUUUAGUGCUCUGUUUACUUCUUUGGGUUUUUUUUUUCUGUUUUAAUGCUAUUGUAUGGUAGGAAUUGUGAAACUUUUCUGCAAAACUUGGUGGUGUGUAUGCAAUUUUUCUUUGAUGGAGCCUGCUUGUGGGAGUUGAUCAUCUAGGGAAAUUAUUCCAUGGAGGAUUUUUUUUCUUCUUCUUCUGACCACCUUUGGAAAUCCACAUAAUUAUAUUUUCUUUGAUUUAGGCC
Hordeum vulgare subsp. vulgare (domesticated barley) is the source of this 1176-nucleotide messenger RNA. RefSeq lists its product as uncharacterized. The transcript has a single exon. Lineage: Eukaryota; Viridiplantae; Streptophyta; Magnoliopsida; Poales; Poaceae. Bases 426 to 767 code for a protein of 113 amino acids. The record is from RefSeq and is a predicted model, not a curated record.